Cryptococcus wingfieldii CBS 7118 is the source of this 723-nucleotide messenger RNA. RefSeq lists its product as hypothetical. Bases 1 to 723 code for a protein of 240 amino acids. The record is from RefSeq and is a predicted model, not a curated record. The transcript has 7 exons. Gene Ontology annotation, molecular function: oxidoreductase activity. Lineage: Eukaryota; Fungi; Basidiomycota; Tremellomycetes; Tremellales; Cryptococcaceae.
AUGACCUCGAACAACCAAGACAAAGUCAUCCUCAUCACCGGUACUUCUCAAGGUAUUGGCGAGGGGAUCGCCAAACACUAUCUCAAACAAGGCUGGACCGUCGUCGCUGCCAUUCGUAGCCCCGAAAAGGGUCUCAAUCUCGAAGGCAACGUCAUCACAGUCAAGGCUGAUCAAUCUUCUCUGACCGACUUCCAGAAUGUCAUCGAGGAGCUCAAGACUAGACACAACAUAACCCACUUUGACAUCGUCGUCGCCAACUCUGGUACCGCAGGUUCUGGCGCCCUCCUCACCAAAGCCUCCCCCACCGAGUUCGACUAUGUUUACCAAGUCAAUACCCGUGGACCUCUCGUGCUCUACCAAGCUACUAGGCCACUGUUGAAGGACAAUGGGACCUUUGUGGUCAUCUCUAGUCUUGCUGGGUCAUUGCAGAGGACUUUCUUCUGGGAGCAUAUCGGUUUGUAUGGAGCUAGCAAAGCGGCAGUCAACUACCUCGCUCGUACAAUCCACUACGAGGAGCCCACUCUCAAAGCAUUCACUAUCCAUCCUGGUGUAGUCAACACCAAGAUGGCCCGCGAGUCCUGGGACGACUUUGGCAAACCUCCUUUCGAGCCAGAGACUGUUGAUGAUGUUGUCCCUGGUAUCGUCACAUUGAUCGACACCAGCACCAAGGAAGAGACUUCCGGGUGGAUGUGGAACAAUGACGGCUCCAAAGCGGACUUUUGA